Asparagus officinalis (garden asparagus) is the source of this 3303-nucleotide messenger RNA. Its product is annotated as exportin-2. Gene Ontology annotation, biological process: protein export from nucleus; protein import into nucleus. The record is from RefSeq and is a predicted model, not a curated record. Lineage: Eukaryota; Viridiplantae; Streptophyta; Magnoliopsida; Asparagales; Asparagaceae. Gene Ontology annotation, molecular function: small GTPase binding; nuclear export signal receptor activity. Gene Ontology annotation, cellular component: cytosol; nuclear envelope.
AUGGAUUCGAUCCCUAACGAAACCCUAGAAACCCUCUCCCAAUGUUUUCUCCACACUCUCUCCCCCUUGCGCGGAGCACCGCCGGCACGACCGAAUCCACCCUCUGCCGAGGCCGGCCGACGACGCUCUCUUCUCGUCGCCCUCUCACGCCUCCUCUCCGCGCCGCCGCCGAGCCUCAGGUCGCCUUCGCCGGCCAUCAACCUCAAGAACCUCCUCCGAUCUCGCUACCUCUCGCUCCCCGACGCCGAGCGGGCUCAGCUCAAAACCCUAAUCCCCUCGAUCCUGCUCUCCUCCCCCCCUCGAAUCCAGCCCCAGCUCUCCGAAACCCUAGCCAUCAUCUCCUCCCAUGACUUCCCCAAUUCGUGGCCCUCCCUCCUGCCCGACCUCGUCGCCGCGCUCCGAUCCGCUGCCGACUACUCCGCCAUCAACAGCGUGCUCGCAGCUUUCAACUCGAUUUUCUCCAAGUUUCGGCAUUCGUAUGAUACCCAGGCGCUGCGGCUUGGGUUUGCUGCCCCGCUUCUUGAGGUUUUUAUGAAGACGUCUGCUUUGAUUGCCGGAGGGAAUCAUAGUGCCCCGUUGUUUGAGUCGCAGAGGCUCUGCUGUGAGAUUUUCUACUCGAUGAAUUCGAUUGAGCUGCCCGAGUUCUUUGAGGAUCAUAUGAAGGAGUGGAUGGGUGAGUUUUUGGUUUAUUUGACUACUACUUAUUCGGGGAAUGUGGAGGCUGAGGGGGUCGUGGACUCCUUGCGGGCGGCCAUUUGUAAUAACUUGCAGCUUUAUAUGGAGAAGAAUGAGGAGGAGUUUAGGCCGUACCUUGGUGGGUUUGCUUCUGCUGUGUAUAAUUUGUUGACGACAGCAGCGCCAUCGGCUUCACCUGCCCGGUAUGAGUUGACUAUUACGGCGAUCAAGUUCUUGACAACGGUGAGCACGAGCGUGCACCAUAGUCUAUUUGGGUCUGCGGAUAUAUUGCAGCAGAUUUGUGGCAGCAUUGUGUUUCCUAAUUUGAGGUUGAGGGAUGAGGAUGAGGAGCUGUUUGAUAUGAACUACAUUGAGUACAUCCGGAGGGAUAUCGAGGGGAGUGAUAUUGAUACUAGGAGGAGGAUUGUCUGUGAACUACUUCGAGGGCUUGCUACGAAUUACAAAGAUCAGGUGACCAACUUGGUUUCGAGUCAGAUACAAAACAUGCUGGCUGUGUAUGCUGCGAACCCUAGUGAGAACUGGAAGGAGAAAGACUGUGCAAUAUAUCUUGUGGUCUCUCUCGGAGCCAAGGCAGCAGCUGGUGGGGUCCAAUUGGUUGAUGUGGAUAGUUUCUUUUUAAACGUGAUUGUCCCUGAGCUGCAGGGGCCAGAUGUGAAUGCAUACCCUAUGCUCAAAGCAGGUGCCCUCAAGUUUCUUACUGUCUUCAGAGAGCAGAUCCCGAAGCAGGCAGCAGUUAGUUUGCUGCCAAAUGUGAUUGGUUUGUUGCGCGCUGAAUCGAACGUGGUACAUUCGUAUGCCGCAAACUGUUUAGAGAAGCUCUUGUUGGUGAAGGACAAAGUGCAGUCUGGUCCCAAUGUUGUUGUUGUCCAGGCACGCUACAGUUCUGCUGACAUCGACCCAUACGUGUUGAUGUUGAUUACCAAUCUAGCUGGAGCCUUGAAGUUCCCAGAAUCGCAGGAGAACCCGUAUGUGAUGAAGUGUAUCAUGAGAAUUCUGAAGGUUGCCUCGAUUAGUGAGGAGGCUGCGAACUUCUGUAUUGAUGGCCUCACCUCUAUUCUUGUUGAGGUGUGCAAGAACCCAAAGAGCCCGUUAUUCAACCAUUACCUGUUUGAGGCUAUAGCUGCACUAGUUGGGCGUUCCUGUGAGAAAAAUCCUAUGUUGAUCAUUCUUUUUGAGGCCAAGCUUUUCCCAGUUCUCCAGAAUAUCCUGGUUAAUGACAUCUCGGAGUUCUGGCCAUAUGCAUUCCAGAUAUUUGCGCAACUUGUUGACAUGAGUCAGCCACCUCUGUCAGAAAAUUACAUGCAACUAUUUCAGACAUUGCUCACUCCUGCUUCUUGGGAGAGGUCAGCCAAUGUCCCGGCGUUGGUCCGGCUGCUGCAGGCUUAUUUGCAGAAGAUUCCGAAUGAGCUGAGCAGUGGUGGGAGACUGGGUCAGGUACUUGGAAUAUUUCAUAACCUUGUUAUGGCUCCUAAGACAGAAGAUCUUGGUUUUUAUGUGCUCAAUACUGUUGUGGAGAACCUUGGCCAUGAUAUGAUAGCACCUUACCUUAAUGAUAUAUGGAAGGCCCUAUUUACACGACUGCAGGGUAAGCAUAAUGUCAAGUUUGUCAACUGCUUAGUGAUCUUGAUGUCGCUGGUUUUGGUCAAGCAUGGGCCAACAGUGCUUGUGAGCUCGAUAAAUGCAGUCCAAUCCAAUAUUUUUACUGCUAUUGUUGACAAGUUUUGGAUCCCAGCUCUUAAACUCAUCUCUGGUCAGAUUGAGGUGAAGCUAACUUCAGUUGCUUCGACAAGAUUAAUCUGUGAAUCCCCAGCCCUUUUGGAUCCUGCAGCUGUUGAGCUUUGGGGGAAGAUGCUUAACGGUAUUAUUACUUUGUUGGCCCAGCCCGAGAAAAAUGGAAUAGAUUUAGAAGCAGACGUGCAAGAAAUUCCAGAAUCUACGGGCUAUUCUGCAUCCUUUGCUCGCUUACAAAGUGCUGGGAAGAAGGAGGAGGAUCCUCUGAAGGAGAUAAAAGACCCAAAAGGGUUUUUAGUAACUUCUUUGGCUAGACUUUCAUCAGCUUCCCCUGGAAGGUACCCUGCAGUUAUUGAACAGUAUGUGGAUCCUUCUAAUCGGGCUGUUCUUCUCCAGCUAUGUGGAACAUACAAUUGCACUAUAGUCUAAAGGGGUUGCUUUGUUGGAGUAUCAGCUUCCCUUGAAAUUUCAACUCCUGAAGCUUUCUCAAUUGGAGGUGGUGGCUAUGGUUGUGCGUCGAGGAUAUUGUACAGAAGAGCAUUCAUGGUAGCGGUGGGAUGCAUUGAGUGGUAGGGAAAUGCUGAGCGGUUCGUUUUGUUCGAAAGUUUCAUUGUUGCAUUCUGUGUCAUUGAACUUCCAACGAGCAUUGUGUUGCGUCUUUAAAUCUGAGUGAUAUCAUUUUGUUGGGGAUGGGUUUUAUUACCCUCAAGGGUAUAUUGUUUCUACAGAACUGUGUAAAGGUGGUGGUGGAUGCAUGAGCAUGCGAGGGCUUCCUUGUUUUGGUGUCGUCGAAAUUAUGAAGUUUUCUGGUGUCGAUAUUAUGAAGUUUUUUUUUUCCCGGUGACAUCCAGAAAUGGCAAUUUUCUUUUUUCCUUC